GCGAAGAGGCGGCCGUGCCUACGGCGGCCGAGCCCCUCAGGGGCCUUCCCAGGCCCUCAAGGAGGAGGAAAACACGACUGGGCUUGCCGGAGGCCAUGCCGAGCGCCCCGCGGACGGUGCCGAGGUGGCGCACGAGGGUGGCAACAGCGAGUCAUCUGCUGCCGAGAAGAAGCAGAAAUGGGGCGCGCAUGAUGAGGGACGGGGCGAUGACCACAAGGCGAAGAAGGUGAAGACAACCGGGGAGAAGAUGCCUCCUAGCCUGAAAGCGGCGCCGACGUCCAACCUGAGCCCUGGGGGGCACGGAAGAUUUCACGCCGCUCCGGCACCGCGGCAGGGCGCCCAAGCGUAGCAGGGGCACCGAGCACCCCUCUGGAGCCUCGAGAGGGGCUGACCGCCCCGCCGGCUGCUGACCGGCCCCAGGCACCACUUCCAGAAUACGGGGGUGCGUCCCUUACAGGCCCUAAUGCGAGCACAGGUGUGGUGACGAGGAAUGACACGACGCCCAAGCCCCCGCCUGGCACUCUCGUCACCGCCGCAGGGAGCGAUGCGAGCGCGCUAUGGAGGAUCCCCUGGUCUCGACGAUCCAAGAAGCUUCCGCAGCUGACAUGGCGAAUCCCAUGAUGCGGUCUGAGGGGAAGAUCCUGAAGCCCUCCGCACCCCAGACAAGCACCGUCGGGGCUCCUUCAACCGUGGUGGCAGCGGGCAUCGAGACAACGGACCUGGGACGGACCUGCGCGCUGGUGAGCUGCAACACAUUGCUCAGGCACCGGGCCUUGACUGAUGCUCAAGCCGCGCUUGACCGUCUCGGGGCAGACCUUCGGGACGUUGUGGUGUGCCUCGCUAAGGAGCGCCUGAAGCUUGUGGCCGGAUGGUACCAGCUUGACGCUGCCUCCAAGGUGAGCCAGUGCCAGACCGAGGCUGCCAUCACGCAAAGCGAGAAGGAAACUGCCGAGGCAAAGGCAGCCCGUGAGAGCACACUUGCCGAGGCUGAGGCGGCCAUCAAGCGUCGCGCAGAGGUGGAAGCCAGCCUGAAGGCGGAUCAAGAUGAGCAAGUUGCGGAUGCGCGGCGGCUCCAGUUGCGGGAGGACGAUCUCAAAGCCCACGAGGCGAGGCUCGGACCCGCGAGUCGGACAUAGUGGCCGCGGCGACCAAGCAGGCUACAGAGUGGGAGCGCCUGGAGGUGUUGCAACACCAAGUGGCCGACGCUCAGGAGGCCCAUGUGAAGCACGUCUUCGAGGCCAACGCUCAACUGGACGCCAGAGAGAAGAAGGUCCAGGCAAAUGCCGAUGCAAAGGCGACGGCGGACCACGCCGCGCUCCCGUCUCUUGAGCUUAGGGCUCACAAGGCCUUAAGUUCCAUAUGCCGGGAGAGGCUUGAGGCUCCUCUCAUAGCUAGCGACGCAGGCUACGCCAAGUUCUCCAUCAAGCUCAUGGAGCAGCUCGAAGACGGGGCCCGGAAGGUGGACAACAUCCUAGAGGAGGAGUGCGGUGACCUCUUCUUCAUGGCGGCGACCCGCAUCUUCAGCCACCUUCUUCACCGUUACCCCAACUUUGACUUCAACGAAGUGAUAGGCCCCGUUCUGGAAGAAUCAUGCGAUGGCCUUGCGGAGGCCAUGGAAGGACACACUGGUGCGCGUCGGUGCUAUACAAACGGUUUUUCACCCCUUUCCGCGACG
Aegilops tauschii subsp. strangulata is the source of this 1675-nucleotide messenger RNA. The record is from RefSeq and is a predicted model, not a curated record. Lineage: Eukaryota; Viridiplantae; Streptophyta; Magnoliopsida; Poales; Poaceae.